Messenger RNA from Colletes gigas, 5275 nucleotides. RefSeq names its product adenylyl cyclase-associated protein 2 (gene capt). Gene Ontology annotation, molecular function: adenylate cyclase binding; actin binding. The record is from RefSeq and is a predicted model, not a curated record. NCBI's taxonomy places the organism in Eukaryota, Metazoa, Arthropoda, Insecta, Hymenoptera, Colletidae. The transcript has 9 exons. Gene Ontology annotation, cellular component: cytoplasm. Gene Ontology annotation, biological process: regulation of adenylate cyclase activity; cytoskeleton organization; cell morphogenesis. The coding region runs from base 1315 to 3642 and encodes 775 amino acids.
AUUGACUCAUUGCAAGUUAUAUCGAGUCUCCAGCUUUUCCUGUGCGAUUAUGAGAAACGUGGUCACGGUUUACGUUUGUAGGGGUGUAUCGUUGCCGUUAGGAAGGGCGUGUAUUUGCUGUCCGACGAAAAUUUCAUCUUGUCCGUGUUUUCCGUUAAUCGUAAUUGGAAGCCGUUAGAAGAUGAAAACACAAUAUUUGCUGUUUCAAGACGAACGCAUGUAAUUGCAAUUUUACGAUCGUGUCUGUAUAGAGUGAAAACUCGGUUAACGUGCAACGCCCAUUUCUGCCAUCGGAUUAAUCUCGGUAAUGUAAACUUGCACGUAAUUGAAAUCGAUCAUUGCGUUAUCGAGAGAAGUUACAGUUUCUUAAAACGUUAUGUGAUUUUUACGAUAGUUCAUUGAAAUAUUAUUAAAGCGUUAUCAAAAACUGCUGCUUGUUCGUGACAGUUAAAAAGGACAUCUUGAUUGUUGAAACAAUUGAAUCAGUUUUAUCUCUGUUGUCUCAGAAGUAGCGGUAAACAUGGUUUCUUCAGUAUACGUUGCCUGUUAAUACUACAUGCUCCAUGUUUUUAAUAGAAAGAGGAAAUAAUAUGCGUUAAUUACUUAACCUAACAUCGUUUUAUUGGGUGUGCAAUAGGAGUUUACAAUGUCAACGAACGCUGACCGUAAACAUACGAACUGGCUGUGAGUAAAUGUAAUUGAAGUUCGUUUGUAUGCUGAACAAUUUAUAGUGCGUGAUUCCCGUGGGAAAUUCACUUGGAAUAGAAUAUUUGAUCGUCAAGUUCCGCUGCCUACGAAGGACUAGCUAGAACGCGUGCUCAACCUAAAAUAUUCAAGUACCGGUUUCUUCGGCUGUGAGAGGUCUGUGCUGAACUUGAGUCUAAAUAUUAAAGCGUUUUUACUCGUUGCUACUUUUCAUAUUCCGACUCGAUAAUCGUUACAUACUAAGAAGCGUUUUUCAACUCUGAUUGUUAAAAAUUAUAAUAUUUAAUCCAUAAAUCAACACCGCACUCUGAAUUCAUAGUUGAUAUUUUACAUUGUUACACCCUAAGUCUUGUAUAUAUUUCCGAAAUUAUAUUUCUCUCGUUGAAACGUACGAUAUAUUUUACCGAAUUUUUAACGCGCGUUUUACACACAUCGAUCAUUUCCGGUCUGACGGAUCGAUAGUAGUCGCGAUACAGAACGAACUAGAUCGAUAUUGGAAUACACCUAACCCCAAACGUAAGGCUAUUACUUUUAAAACCUCCGAAGUUAAGACUAAAAGCCACGGCAAGCGUUUGCUGAUACGAAGGAAAUCCAUAAUCGAUAUUGACGAUGUUUAAAUGCUGUGUUUGCAAUAAGAGCGCGAAGAAGGAGAAGACGAACGGCGAUGUGACGAAGCAAAGUCAGAAAGCGAUAGACCCGCAGGUAGUUGCUAAAGUUGAGGAGGACGGGCCAAUCGGACGAGAAGAAAAGCUGAACGGCGACGUACAGAGAUCGGAGAAAGUUUCUCCAUCUAUGGAGAAUUGCUCCGCGGAAGUAGUCGAUGACUUGACUGUCAAGAGUCCGUUGCCAUCCGGUAAACGCGAUGAAAUCGAUGGUUCUCGACUGAGAAAGGAAUCGAUUGUAGAAUCGAACAAAGAGGAAGACGAUGAUGCUAAAAAUGCGACCGAUGGAACGGAAGAGAACAAAAGGGAAGAGGAAAAUGGAAUCAAAGAUGCGAGUGGAAGUGCAGAAGUAAAUGGAUGUGAUAAUACGAGCGGGAUUGGUGACGGGGGCGUCGGGGUUGGGUUAAUGCAGGUAAUACUGAAUACCGGUGUUCCUACCAUUGUUAAAACGAAUCUUUACGAUUCUUCUACCGCGUAUAUCGAGAGAACGAUCGAUGAUGGACCAGAAGAAGAAGGCGACGAUUCCGUUUUCGAAGCCUGUCCGAAUGACAAUGCUAAUAAAAAGACGACGCCAGUUCCGUCAGUUCCCCGUUGGCUAUCGGAGGAGGACGAUCAUGAUUCAGAAGAGUGCAGUGGCAUGCAAGAACCACCAGCGACGCCGGUCGCCCGCGACGAACUAGCUUUAAGACGACACAGAUUCUUCUCCGAUUUAUUGCACGCCGCACAAAAUGCGUCGGAGCACAGAGUGAGGUUUGACCCACUAGGACCGAUGGUGCACGCCGGCUGCGAAGCUAGUGAUAAGGAAGAUCACUUAGAAGAAUUGGUAAAUCGAUUGGAGACUGUUACCAAGCGACUGGAGAAAGUACGGACUCAUUCUAUAACUGAAACUCAAGACUCUGCUGUUCAAACAAGUACACCAUCUCCAAAGAAGUCACAGUUAGUUGGAAGCAGUGCAUCUAUACAGUCUGCCUCACCUACUCAAUCUCUACAUAAACCAGCAUCAGACAAAUUUGUCAGCAUGUCAGUGGCAGGCUAUGAAGAUCUUUUGGCCGGUCCUGUAAGAGAAUACUUGAAGCUGAGUGAGAAAAUUGGCAGUGAUGUAGCCACUCACAGCAAGCUUGUAGAAAAGGCAUUUCAAAUUCAAUUGGAAUUUAUUCGAACCGCAGCAAGUCGCCCAUCCCCAGUAAAUCAAUCAGAGCAAGUUGCUCUUCUUGGACCUACAUCUACACAAAUUCAACAGAUUCAAGACUUCCGCGAGAAAAAUAGAGGAUCUCAAUUUUUUAAUCAUUUAUCAGCAAUUAGUGAAAGUAUUCCAGCUCUAGGAUGGGUUGCUGUAUCACCUACACCAGCACCCUAUGUAAAAGAGAUGAACGACGCUGGACAAUUUUAUACUAACCGUGUAUUAAAAGAUUGGAAGGAGAAAAAUAAAGUACAUGCUGAAUGGUGCAAGGCUUGGGUUCAAACGCUGAGCGAUCUUCAGCAAUACGUACGUCAACAUCAUACAACAGGAUUGGUAUGGGCAAAAACUGGCUCUGCACCGGUAGGCAUACCACCACCUCCACCACCAUGCAUGCCUAUUGGAGAUGUAGCACCAGUCAGUAUUGCCGAUGACAGAAGUGCUCUUUUCGCCGAAAUUAAUCAGGGAGAAGCUAUUACAAAGAACUUAAAGAAAGUCACUUCCGAGAUGCAGACACAUAAGAAUCCUUCAUUGAGGACUGGUCCAGCGCCAUUUAAAGCACCGGUAGUUGAUAAUGUUAUACCAUCAAAAAUCGUACCACCUGCAAGUGCACCCAUUGACAAACCACCUGUAUUUACUAAAGAUGGAAAGAAAUGGCUUAUAGAAUACCAUAAAGGAAAUAAAGAUUUGCUCGUCGAUAACGUUGAGAUGAAUAAUGUGAUUUAUAUGUUCCGAUGUCAAGACAGUACCUUAGUCGUUAAAGGCAAAGUCAACUCUGUGGUUAUGGAUUCAUGUCGUAAAUCGUCUGUCGUGUUCGACUCUGUUGUGGCAAGCAUCGAAUUCGUCAACUGUCAGAGCGUCCAAAUGCAGGUACUGGGAAAGGUGCCUACCAUUUCCAUCGACAAAACAGACGGUUGCCAGAUGUAUCUGAGCUCCGAAUCAAUGGACGUAGAAGUUAUUAGCAGCAAGUCUAGCGAAAUGAACGUCAUGGUACCAAAAGCCAACGGGGAUUAUGCAGAGUAUCCUGUGCCGGAGCAAUUCAAAACAACUAUUAGUCCAAAAGGUCUUAGUACCAUCGCGAUCGAUCUAUUGGGUUAAAACAUAAGAAAAAUCAACUACUCAUAGCCUAAAGUUAACGUCUGUCUAAGAGUACGGCUCAUUAGAGGUAUCAUCUUCAGAGGAUUCAUCGAUUUAUUAUUUAUUGCUUCUUUAAUUAAUUUAAGUAUCGGGAGAAGGGCGAAUAAAUAGAAAAGAAUAGUUUCAUCCUCGCGCAUAGAUCUGCGAUCCUAUGUCGUUUUCAGAGAUAUAGAAUCGAAUUAGAUAAAUCGAUUAAAUAACAUUUCGACGUUAUAGCCCUGUCUCUUUCGAUGUAUUUGUACAUUUCGUGGGGAUCAUCGAUUUUAUUCGGAUGGAAAUUGGAGUCAAGCGAAAAAUGAUGCUUGAUAAAACGAGUCUUGUCAAAUUCACGUACGCGGACAUUUGAUAAAUUGUUGCUUAAUAUUUUGUAAUAUAGGACCGAUUAGAUCUCUAGUAAUUGUGAUUCGUCAAGCAGGUGUUCAAAUAGUAGAAUCGAUACUCUUCACGAAACGUUAUUACGCACGUUGGCGUGGAGAUAAAAGGAGGCUGUAGGUUGGAUUAAGAAUAGGUAUGGACAAAAGUUUUGCUACCUUCGAAUCGCACUUUUAUACAUUUACACCAUUUUUUAUUGUGAUCGAACUUUUGCCCAAACCCGGUCGCUUCAAGGUUGCAGUCAACUCGCCAAGGAAUUGCCACUGAAUUGUUUUAGUGGACGAGGGGAGAGCGAGUAUCGCACGUACACAUCUGAGAGUAUAGAAUCAAGGAACAUUCAUGAGCCAUUUAGAAAGUGUUAGGGACGUCAUAUCAGUAGGUCGAUACAUUACCUCUAGACUUUUGCAGCAAAUAAUUCUGUUCAUUGCGAACCCCUUAUCAGUUACAUCGCACGUGAUUACAUUCAUUCUGAACAAAUUGAUUAAUGUUUGUAGAUGUCGUAUCCUUAAUUCGCUAUGACGACUUUAAAGCUUGAGCAAUUCAGUUCACGAGUCUUCCGAAUCUAUGAACGUUCGUGAUAUGUAAAUAGAAUUGAAUAUUGAAUUUAUUUUAUGUAUAACAUCCGAUUCAUCGCGCGUGAAUUCGAGAAUUUUAGAAACUCUUGGUACGUUCGUUGAGUGAUACGUGUAAAUUGAAACGAUCAAAAUGGUUGUGCAAAAGUCUUGAUGGUUCAGCCGUUAAGGGGGCAAAUACCUUGAACAAUAAGGAAAUUGUGAACUCGAUAUUGAAUUUCAAAUGCGUGCUGUUUGAACGUGACGUAAAUUACAUUGUGAUUUUUACCACUUGGUAUAUUGUGCUAAUCGUAGGUAUAAUCUAAUAUUAGAACUACUUAAAGGAGGCACGAUUUAGAAUGACAAGAUCGUUUAGGGUAAUAACGAGUCCAGCAGUUCGAUCCUUUUUACCGAAGAGACAAGCAAACCCGAACGAUGCGACUUUUCUAUCGUUUCUAUGGUAUUAAAUCUGUUUAAUUACGGAACGAUGAUUAUUUCACCGGGAUUAUUUACUCCAAGGAUCGUACUGUCUUUAAUACAGUAAUCUUUAACAGCUUUCAUUUUAAUAUCGAUAGAGUAUUAUAACGAAAGUAACCAAUAUUUAUUUCCGAAUAUGAUUUUCAGUGCUAUUUCUAAUUGUCCUAAUAAAAGGAAAUGAUAUACCACCUAAA